Molecule: messenger RNA, 8569 nt
Organism: Chionomys nivalis (European snow vole)
Lineage: Eukaryota; Metazoa; Chordata; Mammalia; Rodentia; Cricetidae
Gene: Enah
Product: ENAH actin regulator
Exons: 16
Coding region: 405-2876 (823 amino acids)
Biological process (GO): actin polymerization or depolymerization; axon guidance; actin polymerization-dependent cell motility
Molecular function (GO): SH3 domain binding; profilin binding
Source: RefSeq, a predicted model, not a curated record
CGCGGCUGCAGCAGCUGCCGGUUCCUCACGGCCUCGGCGGCGGCGGCGCACUCGGAGCGGCCUGUGGCGCGGACGGACGGGCGGGCGGACGGACGGACGGGCGCGCGGCCCCGGCGGCUCCCGUCUGAGGCGAAGGUUGAGGCUCGACGGGGAGGAGGCGGCGGCCGCCGGGGACCAGACUCGGCGCCUCGGCCCCUGCGCCCCCCUCCUCAGCCCGUGGUCGCUCGCGCUUGGCGGGCCGGCCGGCCGGCGCCUCGCCUCUGCGCGCGGAGAUGGUGUAGCCCGGUCGCCCGAGCCGGAGCCGCCUCUGCUCGCGCGUCCCCGCGGCGUCCGCCUCCCCGCCUGAAGAGAGACCCUCCGCUCGGCGUCUCCCGCGCCGGGGAAGCCUCGGCGCCGCCGGCACCAUGAGUGAACAGAGUAUCUGUCAGGCAAGAGCUGCUGUGAUGGUUUAUGAUGAUGCCAAUAAGAAGUGGGUGCCAGCUGGUGGCUCAACUGGGUUCAGCAGAGUACAUAUAUAUCACCAUACAGGCAACAACACAUUCAGAGUGGUGGGCAGAAAGAUUCAAGACCAUCAGGUCGUGAUAAAUUGUGCCAUUCCUAAAGGGCUGAAGUACAAUCAAGCUACACAGACUUUCCACCAAUGGCGGGAUGCUAGACAGGUGUAUGGUCUCAACUUUGGCAGCAAAGAGGAUGCCAAUGUCUUCGCAAGUGCCAUGAUGCAUGCCUUAGAAGUGUUAAAUUCACAGGAAGCAGCCCAGAGCAAGGUUACUGCUACCCAGGACAGCACUAAUUUGCGAUGUAUUUUCUGUGGUCCAACAUUGCCUAGACAAAAUACACAACUACCUGCUCAAGUUCAAAAUGGCCCGUCCCAAGAAGAGUUGGAAAUCCAGAGAAGGCAGCUGCAAGAACAGCAGCGACAGAAGGAUCUGGAGAGGGAGAGGCUGGAGAGAGAAAGAAUGGAGAGGGAGAGGCUGGAAAGAGAACGACUAGAAAGAGAGAGGCUAGAGAGGGAGCGCCUGGAACAAGAGCAGCUGGAGCGGCAGAGGCAGGAAAGGGAGCACAUGGAGCGCCUGGAGAGGGAGCGGCUGGAGCGCCUGGAGAGGGAGCGGCAAGACCGGGAGCGCCUGGAGCAGCUGGAGCGCGAGCAAGUGGAGUGGGAGCGCGAGCGAGAGCGCAGAGUGUCCAAUGCUGCUCCAUCUUCAGACAGCUCCCUGUAUAAUGCUCCACUUCCUGAGUAUUCCAGUUGCCAGCCUCCUUCAGCACCUCCUCCAUCAUAUGCUAAAGUCAUCUCAGCUCCAGUGUCAGAUGCCACUCCUGAUUACGCUGUAGUGACUGCUUUGCCACCUACUUCCACACCCCCUACACCACCACUGCGACACUCAGCGACACGUUUUGCAACAUCUCUAGGUUCAGCCUUCCACCCUGUUCUUCCCCAUUAUGCUACAGUUCCUCGUCCUCUGAACAAAAACUCUCGACCUUCUUCUCCUGUGAACACACCCUCUUCUCAGCCUCCAGCUGCGAAGUCCUGUGCCUGGUCUACUUCCAAUUUCUCGCCCCUCCCUCCAUCUCCUCCGAUAAUGAUUAGCAGUCCUCCUGGCAAAGCUACUGGCCCAAGGCCUGUCCUCCCCGUUUGUGUCUCCUCUCCUGUGCCCCAAAUGCCUCCGUCACCGACAGCACCCAAUGGGCUGCUGGACUCUGUAACAUACCCAGUGUCUCCACCGCCUACCUCAGGGCCAGCAGCGCCGCCUCCUCCGCCACCGCCGCCUCCACCGCCACCGCCACCGCCGCCACUGCCUCCCCUCGCCUCACUCUCACACUGUGGAUCACAGGCUUCUCCUCCUCCAGGCACCCCUCUUGCCUCAACUCCCUCAUCCAAGCCCAGUGUUCUCCCUUCUCCCUCUGCAGCUGCCCCUGCCUCUGUGGAGACCCCUCUAAAUCCUGAGCUGGGAGACUCCUCUGCUUCCGAGCCAGGCUUGCAGGCAGCCUCUCAGCCGGCCGAGACGCCAACCCCACAGGGCCUUGUCUUGGGACCACCUGCACCUCCACCACCUCCACCCCUCCCACCAGGCCCUAACCACACCUCAGCACUCCCUCCUCCCCCUGGACCUCCUCCACCACCUCCACUUCCAUCCACUGGGCCUCCUCCACCGCCUCCCCCACCCCCUCUUCCUAACCAAGUUCCUCCCCCUCCUCCUCCACCUCCUGCCCCUCCCCUCCCUGCAUCUGGAUUUUUCUCUGGAUCCAUGUCAGAAGACAAUCGCCCUUUAACUGGACUCGCAGCUGCAAUCGCAGGAGCAAAACUUAGGAAAGUGUCUCGGGUGGAGGAUGGCUCUUUCCCAAGUGGAGGGGGUACUGUAGGUGUGAACUUGGCCUCAUCCAAAGGAGAUGCUGGUCGUGGGAAUGGACCCCUUCCUCUAGGGGGGAGUGGCUUAAUGGAAGAGAUGAGUGCCCUGCUGGCCAGGAGGAGAAGAAUUGCUGAAAAGGGGUCAACAAUAGAAACAGAACAAAAAGAAGACAAAAGUGAAGAUUCAGAACCUAUAACUUCCAAGGCCUCUACAACAAGUACACCUGAACCAGCUAGAAAACCUUGGGAGAGAACAAACACAAUGAAUGGCAGUAAGUCACCUGUCAUCUCCAGACGGGAUUCUCCAAGGAAAAACCAGAUUGUUUUUGACAACAGGUCCUAUGAUUCAUUACACAGACCCAAAUCUACACCUUCGUCACAGCCCAGUGCCAAUGGAGUCCAGACAGAAGGACUCGACUAUGACAGACUGAAGCAGGACAUUUUAGAUGAGAUGAGAAAAGAACUGACAAAGCUGAAGGAAGAGCUUAUUGAUGCAAUCAGGCAGGAACUGAGCAAGUCGAACACUGCAUAGAGAAGCAAACUGAGGAGAGACAGGACUGAAUCUGGAGAAAAACAAAACUUCCUACAAACAACUGUUAACACCCCCUACGAUUUUUAAGCUGUGAGAAGAAACUGGAUACACAGUCAGGAGGGAAAAACGCGCCAACCUCUGAAAACCUUCAGAUGCAGCAACUCUGAAUCAGCUGCGCCCUCCCAGCGUGCUGCUCUUGUCCUGACCUUUACUGCAGGAUGAAGAAUUGUGUUUGAGUUCCCAAGCAGUACUAAACCCGGCAGGCAAGAAGUAUUUUCAUGUCUGGGUGAAACUGCACGUUUUCCACAAUCCAUUGCUAAAAUAAAGAAGAGAAAGGUUUAGGGGGUUUUUAAGAAGGCGCUGAUGAAGCAUUUAAUUUAGCAAGUUCUGCUGUUGCAUUGUAAACGUUUCUCUCAGGUUUGUCUUCCUAUCAUAUUUGAUAUUCCAUGAAGAGUUAAGAUCAUAAAGUAUGGAACAUAUGGAGUUGUAUGUGCUUUCAAAGGGUGGUAUUUAUCAGAAAAGAAAGGUCCUACAAUGUUUAGCCCCACUUGAGGAAUUUUAGAAUGAUAGGAAGUCUUUCGGGUUAGCCUUCAUGCAGUUUUGUAGUUUAAAACAAAAUCCGUCCAGAAUUUAAAGAUUUAGAUGCCUUCCUAAAUUGUUACAAUGCUUUACCAAAUCUAUGACUUAUAUAUAACAAACAGUGGUCAAAUGUAAAACAUUCUAUUAUAGAUUUACUGUAGGUUUUCAACCUUUUUUAGACUUAUGCAUGCGGACAUUUUUAUAAUAUAAUUACAAUCACCACAAAGUUAGCUUUUUUAAUUACAGACAAUAAUGCAUGUCACACUAAUAUGUAGUGGCCUUUUCAAGGCCUAGUCCCAGGGAAAAUAUUUUGUAGAAUAUAGGGAAGUGGGAGGACGGGGAGGAAUAAUUUUUUUAUUUAAAGUUAAUUCUGCACUAUCUUUUUUUCUCAAUAAUCUGCAUGAAUUAUAAUGAGAAACACCUUGUGACUUUAAUCGAUAAACAUGUUAACAAAACCAAGUACUUAAUCUUUUACGUCAUGUCUUCAGCUGUUUGUAUUUUAACCAGCAAUUUCAAUGGUCUGAAGCAUGAUUCUGAGCUUCACACGAGUUAUGUCUCACUGUGAAACUCAAAAGUUUGAUCCCUGAAUUUAGCAGUUGCUGUCACUAGGUCCCUGCAGUGCUGUAGGUGUUUGGGUACAUGCUCCUGACUUUGAAGCUGCUCUUGACCUUUGCUGUGCUAAAAUACAGAAAAUAUCAAUGAUGGCAGCAAUUAGGGUCACAGGAAUCACCAGGUAACGGGAAACCAAUGGGGAAUUCUGCAGUUUUCUUUUAGUAAAACUGAAGUGAGACUUAGGAAGGGUCUGAUGCUGUUAGGCCCUGACAGGGUGUGUGUGUGUGUGUGUGUGUGUGUGUGAGAGAGAGAGAGAGAGAGAGAGAGAGAGAGAGAGAGAGAGAGAGAGAAUGUGAUGGGGAUGUGUUCUACCCCUUUAUGAUAUAAUUGGCAAGGUUAAAAUAAGGGAGAAAUCCUAUUUGUUGUAAUGUUAGCUGCUUUUUGGAAAAUCUAGGAAAUCAAAACUUCUCCAGGCUCUCCAUCACAAUUUAUGCUUGAGUUAUUAAUGUGCCAUACUUGCUUUGGAAUCUUUUACUAAAAAAGAAAAUGGAAGAAAUAACCCACUUUAAUUUGCUUUCUAGAUUUCAGACUUCUCAGUUUUAAAAUAAACUUGGUGACCGCAUGGUUUUCUAAACACUACAGUUCACAGUCAUUACAGAGAAGUCGAAUGAGGAUUUUUUCUUUUCCUUUUUAAGAGUUUGUUUCUGUAGAAACUUCAUUUUUAGAUUAAACUGUGAGGGAUGAGCUAUCAAAGUUCAAAUACACAGCUUUUUCUACCCAUUGUUGUCAUGCAGUAAUAGUAAAGGUAUUAAUGAUGUGGCAAGCUUAUAAGUUGUUCUCUACAAGAAAUAGGCGUUUCAUUUUACUGUUGAACUUGGAUUAUGCAGCUACUUUAAUAAUGUAAAUGUGUACAUCCCUUACAGAUCUGAUCAAAAAUCACUUGAUUUGUUGCUGAAGUGAAAUAGUCUAUAGUAGGUAGGUAGAGUACUGGAUAUAAGUGGUCCAAAGUGAGACAGAGUACUAAAGGCAAAUGCUAAGUCCUAAAAGAAACUGGUUUAUGCACUAAACGUUUUGUGCCUUGGUCUAAUAUUUAACACAAUGUCUGUGUAAGAUGAUAAAAAAAAAAAAAAAGAAAAGAACCAGUGUUGACUCAUGCUAUAUCCUCCAUAAUAUUGCAUUAUCCCACAUGGCUAAAUGUAUUCCUUCUUAGAAGCUUAAUUGGACUAUUCUAUGCGUUCACUGUCAUACAUGACAGUCUUGUCAUUGUUAGAGAUUUCAGUGAUUAAAAUGGGAAACAGAAGCUUAGGUUAUUUUCCCGAAACCGUUCCUUGGAAGCAUGUGAUGAUGAUGGGUUUUGCUUUUGUGUGUUGAAUGUCUUCAGCUGAGUACAGUUUAGGGACCCUUUCUAACUACAGGAAGGCACUGCUCUCCUCAACACUGUGAUCUGACCUGCGACAACUCCGUACAACACACUUUGUGAAUGGCUAGCAAGUCGAUAGUGAACUAACUGAAUGUACAAACCUUAGUGCUGGUGCUGAAAUCUCUGAAGAAUAGUCGUCAUGAUCUCAAAGUUUGUCUAAAGACUUACAGACAUAAAGUGUCAAUCAGAACUAAAGAUGAAACACUGAUGAAUGUUGAAUCCUCAUGCUGCAGGUGUGUUUCCUGUUUAGGUUUUUCAGUUCUCUGCUGUUUUUUUACCAUACCUGUUUCAUUUAAAUUUCCUACACGCUAACUUCAUUUGUGCGAUUGAAAUAAAAUUUCAGUAUAUACAUGUUUCUUGUUUGUGACACUUAGAUGACCUUCUGAAGUAAUGUGUUAAUUCUAAACCGAGUGAUACUGGGUGAAAAUUAGCACCUAAUGAAGCCCAAGGCUUCAGUGUUUACAGUUUACACAUCAUGCCACUGUUCUUUAAGAUUUCAUCAAAAUCAGGAAUAGUAAAUAACACAAAGGGAAUAUGUAAUGAUCUCUCUGCCUUUUAUUUUGAAGUAAGUGUUGUGUGUCCUUAUAUCUUACAUUUUCUCAGCACACCUUGACAUAGUUUCUUUUAUAGUCAGGAUGGUGAAAUAUGUUUUACUCCAUUUUUUUGUUCUAGAGCAUGAUCAUAUAUUUCAUCUCUUACACAGCACAGUUCAUUUUUGUUCAUAUAAUUUGCAGAUUAAAGGCUAUUGCCAAGAAAUUGACUUUAAAUGUAGUAGUCUGUACUAUCUGUAGUGUUUUUCUACAUUAUACUGAUCUCUUUAUAUUGCCUCUGUGUCUGUAAAGCUCAGCAUUUUUAUCUAUUAUAAAGUAUCAGUUUUGAGUUCCAUUUUGAAACUGUAAUUUCUUCAUUAGAAGUACAACAGUCUUGUAUUUUUUUUCCUUUUCCCAGACCCCCGCCUCUACCCCAAGCUGUCCUCCUCCUCCUUUGUGAACUGCGUGUUUCUGGCUUUAAUUUGCAGCCAUUAUGUAGCCAGUGUCGUGAGAAUGCCGGCUGAUUUUUCCUUGUGUCCUAACUCACGUUCCUGCCUUCUCUACAUAUUAGUCACUUCUCAUUCAGAAAUGAAUUAAGCAGCAGAUGCUAAGCUUUUCGGUUUCCCUGGCUUAGGCUACCGUUGCCUAAGUUUAUCCUCUUUUCAGUGCUGCUGUGAAGAACUCAUGCUUUUAGGCGCAGGGCCUGUGAAGGUGAGCUGCAGGACGUGUAGUUGGUUCAUGUGGCCGUGAGACUUGUUUGAGCCCUUUACCGUGGUCUCUGAUCCUGUGGACAUAACCCGCAAUCCAGUACUCUGGAGACAGAAACAGGAGGAUUUUGAGUUUGAGGUCAGACUGGACUGCAUAGAUAGGCUUAGUCUAAAACAAAACCAUCAAGUCCUAUGGGUCAUAGCAUGAAAAUGAUGUUGUAUAAGACAGUGUAAAGGGAGUGCCUGUCCAUUUAUCAAGUUGUGAGAAAAAACAUUUUCCUAAGACAUUUUAUUCUAGUUUUCACCUCCAAACUCCAGCCUGUUUCUAGUAGUUUCAUUUUUAUUUUUAAUAGAAUUGGUAUCUGAUCAUCUCCCCAGAGCUCUGAGAAAUAUAAAAGGAUCCUAAGAGUUUACUAGAGUUGAUUCCUCUGGUGUUUUGUUAAGAGCCAUUUACCCAUUUCUAAGUUCAGUGCUUCUUCUGAAGUCAAAACUUGCCGUAUUUUAAGGAGUUUAACUAAACGAUUAGUCUGGUCAGUAUUUUGUAUGAAGAUCGUGGAGACGAUGUACUUAGCAGGAGUUGUUUUUUGUUGAGCAUACACCCGUUUGACUGAGAAGCUAAAAUUUGCAAUCUCUCAAGAAAAGCCAUCUAUUUAUGCCAAAUAUUCUUGGGGGUAGGGGAACUGUGAUAACAGUUUUUCUCUAUUGCCAACAUCAGAAUAGGCUGUGGAUUAAAUCUCAUUCCCUUGUGAAUUUUUUGAAGUACCUUGAUGAUUUUUGAAGUACCAAGGUUCUCUUUAAUGUCUUUGGUGUGGGUGAAUGUGUACAUGGAUGUGCAAGUAGAGACCAGUGUUGACCCUCGCCACCCACUACUUUUGAGACCAGGUCUCUCAUUGCCCCUUGAGAGCUCAAAUUCAGCUAGCCCGAAGGAUCCUCCUGUCUCUGCCUCCUCGUGCUGGCCUUCCUAAUUUGUGCCACUGCACGCAGCAUUUUUACAUGGGUUCUGGGGUCUAACUGUGCUUCCUAAGGAGGCACGUUUUCAGUUUAGCAUAGCUUUCUUGCCUUGCCCCUUUUUCCUUUAUAUUUUAAUGUUGGAAAAAUGAAACGGUCCAAUUUUUAAAUUCUUAUGGUUGAUUAGUUGAUUAGAAAAGAAAGUUAAAUGGUACAGUAUAUUUAUGGCAUAACAGACAGGUACUUCCCAUCAGUAGAGUACUAGUGAAUAGGCAACUCAUACAAGGAAAACUGAGCUUUUUGGCAAAAAUGUAAAUUUGAAAAUGAAAUUAAUUUGUAAAGCAACAGUCACUGAAAGGGUUAAAAGUGACUUGGUCGUGGUGACUUGAGAUGAUAAAAGGAAUUUGCUACAGACAUUGAUCGUAUCCAUUGAAAUCUAAAGAUACAGAUGCACAUGAGGAGCAGGGGGUUGAGAAAUAGUGUUUCCCUUCAGUUAUAGAUGCUUUCUGUUGUAUAAACUCACUGAAAUGUUAGCACCAUGUGCGCCAGGCACCCUAGGUCUCCAGUACUUGCUCGUUAACAUAUAGGAGAGAGAAAAACUGAGGCAUCCAUUAAGUGUUUGGACUGGAGAUCUGUCACUGUACUCCAGUUUGAAGGUUACUAGGUACUCAUCACACAGCCUUAGAAGGUUCUGGUCACAAGCAUACCGCUGAGCUCAUCACUAAAUCCAGCCCUUUCUAAACAUAAGUUAAUCUGUUGUAAUAGAAAUUAGAAAUGCCCAUGUGCUUCAUCAAAGAGCUAUUUGUAAGUGACCAUUUAUUGUUCUGUAAAUCUGGUUUAGUUGUCUCCUUUUGACUCCAGGAAGAUUUCUUUAGCAGUAGAUAAUAGACUCCUUUUCUAAAAAAAAAUUUAGCCGGGCGGUGGUGGCGCACGCCUUUAAUCCCAGCACUUGGGAGG